AUGCAACUAAAAUCCUUCCGCAUCCUCGCCCUUGCCGCCGUCACGGCAGCAGCCGCUGCCGUCACCACCCCAGGUGAGACCCUCGACAAGCGCGCCCCCACAAAGGCAGAGUGCUGCUGCUGCUACGGCGGGCCCUCUGUCGGCUGCGCCGCGGACCUCAACUGCGCAGGCUACACGCCCAACAUCGGCGUCUGCCUCGAUACGCGGUGUCCGUUCAAAUAG
This is a messenger RNA of Colletotrichum orchidophilum, 222 nucleotides long. RefSeq lists its product as uncharacterized. The transcript has a single exon. Lineage: Eukaryota; Fungi; Ascomycota; Sordariomycetes; Glomerellales; Glomerellaceae. The record is from RefSeq and is a predicted model, not a curated record. Bases 1 to 222 code for a protein of 73 amino acids.